Anarrhichthys ocellatus (wolf-eel) is the source of this 4425-nucleotide messenger RNA. It is a transcript of the gene il12b2, whose product is annotated as interleukin 12B 2. Gene Ontology annotation, molecular function: protein binding. The coding region runs from base 3243 to 4316 and encodes 357 amino acids. The transcript is spliced from 6 exons. The record is from RefSeq and is a predicted model, not a curated record. Lineage: Eukaryota; Metazoa; Chordata; Actinopteri; Perciformes; Anarhichadidae.
UCACUUAAUUUUACUGUCAGAGUACACCAGAAUGCUACAUUUUAAAGCUCAUGUUUAAAAUAAAAUUCUCGGAGCGUGCACCAGGGUUUUCGGGCUUGUCACCUUUUUCACCUCUCAUGAGUUUGCAGGUAUGAUAAUCAAACUCAUGGUCCUAGUUCAAUACAUGUCCACAGGGGAUUGAGGUGAUGGAAAUCAGGCCAGUUCUCCUAAUAGGGAAAGUAUAGCAGUUUCUGUCUGUAGCCCGCCCCUCUUCACAGUGACCCAUGCUGAAGGCCCAAAUACCCAUGUACAAUGUUCUCUCAACAAUCUGUCAGAUAUCAGAUUGGAAAUAACUCCUCCUUACAUACUGUAUAUUAAGUCACAGAAAACACUAAAGCCUCUUUCUCACGUGUCUGUCAGAGGUGUGUCGUCGUGAAAACAGGAGCCGGAGCUCGUGUUUUAUCUCAGGUGCUAUAAAUCUGCUGGCCCAAGACCUCAUGGCUUUUCUUUAAAUCUAUACAUCUCAGAAUCUCUGGCAGAAGCGGUGUCCUACUGGGAUUAAAGUUUCUAGAAGAUUACAAUGUUCCUACAUCAGCACUUAAGGUCACCUCAUCUCUGGCAUUCACCACUGAAUAUCAGCUGGCAAUAUGUCUGUGAUCAAUAUGUUGCCAACCAGUCAUGGAAGGUGAACAUUCAGUAUGAUGUGAAAGGAUCCACCAAGGUUUGAAUCAGGCGCACAAAAGAAGCCAUACGGAAUAGGAUGAGGCAUGUCUGUGUAUAUGACACUGAUGUGUUUUUGGUCGGGUGGAUCGAAACCUUGACGGGCUGUCCCGACAUCUGGACCGAAGUGACCUCAGAGCCGGGUUUAGAAAAGGUUCUUUGGUUUAGGCCUUUAGGGGAUUUAUAACACAUUGAAUCAUCAGAUUCAGAUGAAGGAAAAAAAAAAGAAGAAGUUGGGUGACUCAAAACUGUCUUAAGACUUGAAAAGUGUGAGUGGAAGAAAAGACAUAAAGCUACACUGAAACAAAACUGAAACAAUAUUUACAAAAACAAACUAAACUAAUUGUAAAUUGUAUUGUUCAGUGGUAGAGCAACGUAUUUAAUGUGCCGGCCACCAACACACAGUUGUGCCUCUUCCUGGUCAGUUCAAGACCCCCUGUGUGACCCAUUCUGUCCUCCAUCAGUAGAUCAACUCGUAUAUUUACCGGCUCUGCAUUCAUUCAACAGCUGGACCUUUUUGUUGCAGCUAUAGAUUAUCAAUAAUGUGAGAAUUCACCACAGUCCUUGUAGUUAAAUACUGAGAAUACAGACGAGGGAGAAGGGUUAUUCGAGUAUAUUAAAUUAGCAGCAGAUGCAUGAAUAAUGCUGCUUAUGCCUUUAAGGAACUGAAACAUGAAACCAGCUACUUCUGUUCGAAUGACCAGACAGGCUUCGCAGAAUUUUAGGUCAUAAUGCGGUGACAAUAUGCUUGUCAUACCGUAGGUGCUGGAUUCUAAGUAACUUGGAGUAAAAUGUGCUUACCCACCGACCGACGCAAGAGCACAGAGAUGCAAACAAAUGUCGAACGCAGCCCUCCGAGGCUUUGUUUACUGAGGAAGUGCUUCACGCGCAGUUUGACAUGUCAGAUGAUCUAUGAGGAUGAACACAAUAUCAAAAAGUGGGGAAAAAAGGACACAAGAACAAAAGUGCUUUUUAAAAAAAAAUAAAAAAUUUCGAGCAUGAAAUCGCUCGUGACAUUUGGCCGGACAAAAGUGGGUGUCCCCCUGUACAUGACUAACGGGGCAGGGACAGUCCUAGUGUGUGUGUGUGUGUGUGUGUGUGUGUGUGUGUGUGUGUGUGUGUGUGCGCUCUUUAACUGGGAGCAUCAAAUGUCUCACAAUGAUGGGGAGGAGAUAAAUCAUUUAAAAAAUGCCCAAGGUAACGCUGGGUAAUUUCUGGGAUUUGAGUCCAGAAUGAGGAUGUUUUUCAUUACUGAUUCAUUUGAUGAUUAAUUAUUUUCACUUGAAUGUCCUAGAAAGUGUGCGAAAAUAGUGAUAAAUGCCCCAAAGCCCAAGUUGACAUAUUUGAAAUUGCUUGUUUUUGUGCUACAAAUAAUUUAAAAGAUUUGUUUGAUCAUUGACAAAAACUGCACAUUUUCACAUUUGAGAAGCAACAACUAGUGAUUUUCAGUUGGCAUCUAAGGUUAAAAACAAAGACUUAAUGGCUUGUCAGUUUCUGCUCGACUCUUGCAGACGAGUCUCUGAUCUUUAGAUGAUAUCAACAUUUGUGAAUCUAAAAACAGAUUUCAAAACUUCCACAAAAGGAAGCUCACUAGAAUUGAGAGAGACGUAACAAUCAUCUCUGUAGACUUUCUAUUCUACUCCUUUAUGAUAUCUGUAGACUAAAAUUACAGAAAAGGUUUAAGCUUUAAGGAACUUCAGGGUUGGGAGGAUAGGAUUUGCCUCAAAAAUACAAGAUUAAAGAUCAAAUGUGUGUGUGUGUGUGCACUCUGUAUGAUUCCAGGAUUUGUAAUCAGAUACGUCGUAUCUCACAUGCGGCCUUACACCGCGGUGUUUCAACUUAAAAGGUUGAGGGCAGCCCCCCCCGCCCUACUGGACACCCACACCUAACACUUCUUAUCUCCAUCUCCACCGUCCCUCACUCGAAACUCGCACUUUUGGUCUGCGACAUUUGACUUGCAAAACGGUGUCGAGGAAAUGCGCCACCAGUGAGAUCUUAUCAGCUUUAAUACAUCGCUCAGUUUCCCCCCCCCCCCACACUUCCAAAGGUGACAUGACGAUGAUGCAUGCCACACUAUAUAAAUGAUGCUCAGUGGGCAGUUGCAGCAUACGAUCCUCUGGAUUACGACCACGGAACUUCUGCUCUCCUGAUUUGAUGUUCUUUGGUAUAGCUUCAGAGUAAACUCAUCCAAAAUGGUAAGAAAUAACUAUUGGAAUUAAAGAUGCUUCUUGUACUUAUUAUCUGGCCAGUUAAUGCGGCAAUUGUUUUUUUUAAAUUUGUAAAUGAUUCAAUAGAACAGGGGGUAAAGGACCAGCUUUGCUACUUUGGUCAUUUUGCAUUAUUAUACCACAUAUUCUCAACUAAAAGCUUUCAGCUCCUGGAAAUGUAUCAUUUUUUCCCUUAAUUUAAGGGAUCAUUAUUGAGGUUUUAAUGGUAGUAAUAGAUCUUUUAAAAUAAUCCCCUCCUCCUCUUCCUGCUGUUUCCUCAGAAGACUCUGUCACUGUGGUUAUGUGGGCUUCUCUUCGCCAGCCUCACCGGAGCACAUGGACUCAACCGCUUCCCAGAAAACUGUACGUCUUAUUUACUCUCCACACGUUUUUAUAUUUUUUAAAAUUGUCUUGAGUGGUUCUAAAUCUGUUCAUCUUGUCCUGUUCUUAAAUGUGGCAGUCGUGGUGGCGAAGAGGAACGACACAAAUCCAGUCACACUGACCUGCCGCACGGAGGCCCCCGGAGCCAUCACGUGGAAGUUUCAGGGCGAGGAGCCGGAGGACGUCCAGCAGAACGGACCACACCUGGGCCUGUCGGAGGUGGGCACGCCCAUCUUGGGAGAAUACAGCUGCUGGAGGGGAAAGGAAAUGUUAUCAUCCACCCAUCUGCUGCUGGAGGCUAAGAAGGAAGUGUCAGAUUCUCUCUCCAUCAUUUGUUGGGCAAAGUCUUACGACUGUAACUUCAGUUGUGAGUGCACCCACAGUGAACAAACAGCGGUGCGCUUUGGACUGGGCCAUGACUGCAGUGAAGGUAGGAAGUCCUGUCACUGGAUCAGCGCCGAUCAGCUCGUGGACGGGAGAUUCCACCUUGAGCUGUCCCACUCGCUCUCGCCCUACGCCGAGGAGAGCACCAUGCUGGAAGUCACCGCCGAGGCCAUCGUCCACCUCUCCGUCCUCAGGAAGACCAAGAAAUUUUACCUCAGGGACAUCGUUCAACCCGACAGUCCCCAGAUUGUGAUGUGUCAGGAGGGGGAAGAGGACCUGAACGUGACCAUUGAGCCACCGUCCAGCUGGUCAACCCCUCACAGCUUCUUUAGUCUGGAGCACGAGAUCCAAUACGUGUUGAAAGACAAUGGCAAGCUUGGACAUUCAUCAUCCGUCCUGCUGCCGAAGGGCAUCAGCAAGCUGAGGGCUCGCUCCAGAGACUCACUGGUGCUCUCACACUGGAGCCAGUGGACCCCCUGGAAAAAUGUGAGAAGAGGGAACCUAUGCAAAUGCAAAAACACAGCAAAAUCCUGCUGCCCAGAGUUGCCAUCUGGAUACUUGGACAACUGCAAGAAGAAACAAAAGAAAAAAAGGAAAAAAGAUGCCAAACAGAGCCAGGCAACUUAUAAGGAAUGUGCUCAAUAAGAACAUGCAUUGCAACUGGGAUCCUGCUGGUGUACAAACACCUUUUGUCUGGGAAUAGUGGACACAGAUUUUAAUGUAUUUCUCUGAAGUAAUUCAAUUGUAUUUGUCA